Messenger RNA from Triticum dicoccoides, 851 nucleotides. RefSeq lists its product as uncharacterized. Bases 1 to 477 code for a protein of 158 amino acids. The record is from RefSeq and is a predicted model, not a curated record. Lineage: Eukaryota; Viridiplantae; Streptophyta; Magnoliopsida; Poales; Poaceae. The transcript has 3 exons.
AUGCGGUACUGUGUCAGGUCUGGCUCCUUCCUUCGGUUUAUCUCAUCUCCCUCACGUCUCUUCGCAUCCAUUGACCAAGCGCCGCCGGCAGGGCAUCCAUCGACCGACCGCCGCCCUCGACCAACCGCCGACAUCGCUGUUUGCCUUUCACCACGCGCCGCAGCCCUCGACCAAGCGCCGGUGUCGCCGCGGCCGCCGUCCUCGACCAAGCGCCGGUGCCGCCGUCGCCGCCGCCGCCCUCGACCAAGCGCCGGUGUCGCCGCGGCCGCCGUGCUCGACCAAGUGCCCGUGUCGUCGCUGCCGACCAAGGCUAACCGCUGCCAUUCCCGUUUGCCCUUCACCAAGCGCUGCCGCUGGCAUCCGCCAAGGAUCAUGCAGUCAUCUCAUGCAAGUUCACCAAACAUCCAUCUGCGUUCAUGCUUGCAUCAAUUCAGCCAGGCCACACUCAGCCAGGACCCCCCAUACGAUGCAGCCUAAAGCUAACCAGGGAACCAAACAUGCCCCUAUUGUUUGCGUGGUACGUGCUUGUUUAGACAAGUACCAGUAUGUUGUUAGUUUUGUCAAUGCCAUGCUAAUUAUCUACUUAUGGAUUAAAUUAGUUGAAAAAUUGCCUAUUUACUUAGCAAUCCAAAAACCUAUUAUGUGUAGGAAUUUUUCGGCAGGUGGCUUUGCCGCGGCACUGAAACCGGAUAAGUUUGCCGGUACGUAUUUUAAGCAUUGGCAGACAAAGACUACUUUAUGGCUCACGGCUAUGAACGUGUUCUGGGUGACCGAUGUGUCCACGGGAUCGAUUGCUCCUGAACAGGAGAAGGCGUUCAGGGAGGCAACCACUGUGUUUCUCGGAGCAGUUC